AUGCAUUCAUCUCUCUUUGUCGUCGGAAUUCUGACAUUAUUAGUCGUACAAAGAGUUGAAUCCACCUAUUAUGUUUAUACGUAUGAUGAUGGUGUUGGUGAUGAUGAAAAUUGCUGUUUAGUACGAUUAGGUGAUGAUUUCUGCUUAGCAAAACCACUUACACAAAGUUUAUUACAAGUAAAUAAAGAAUGCCAACGAUUAAGUGCCGAUCAAAACAAUAAACACUAUUUGAAUAAAAUUGUUCGUCGUUUACCGGUUGAAACAUCACAUAAAGUUGGGGGUAAAAUACUUCUGGAAUUAAAAACACCCUUAGACACAGCGCUACUUAAGAAUGAUCUUGUAUGUUUAUCACCAAACACAAAUAAUAUUAAUUUAGAACAAUGUUUUGUAGAAAUAGUUCAAGAUGCGAACAAGAAGAAAAAACAAAAAGUUCAAAAAGAAGCCAAUGACACAGCAGAACAAGUAGUAGUUGAAGAAACAAAUAAUGACAUCGAUGAAAGUGGACCUAGUCUCCUCAACAUAAAGGAGCCAAUCACAAUUCGUGAAGGUCGCGGUCUUGUGUUUCAUGAUGUAUACGAUCUUAAUCUAACCGAUUUUCGUCCAUCGUCUAGUAAACAACGUGAAUGUUGGUCUUGGUAUCAUUCGCAUACAAAAGAACUUUGUAGUCACCCAAGAAAAUUUGAUAAAACUUGCAUUUCUCUAACUGCUGAACGAGAAAAAUGUAUUCAACAUCUUUUUCAUAAAAAACUCAGUGAAGAAGUGCAAGAAGCAUAUACACCAAAUGUUCUUACCGUUGGCUCGAAAUUAUAUUGUCAAAAUACUAAGAAGCAACCGACACUUCUUGGCUAUCACCGUCGUAGUGAAAUAUGUUUUCGUUCUCACGCACAAAUUUUCAUUCAACAUAAAUUCACUGACUUUGUUAGUUUAUCCGAUAAAAAUAAUAAUCAAGAUGUACUGGAAUUUAUGUCAAAUAGUACAAAAUUAACAAGUGAAUUUGAAAGCGAUUGUAAUGAUAAAACAACAUUAGCUGAUGUUAAGAAAUCAUUAGAAAAAAAAGUGGAAGCAGUCAUCGUUGAUGAUAAUGCAUCACCACAACAAUAA
Messenger RNA from Rotaria socialis, 1101 nucleotides. The record is from the annotation of a GenBank genome assembly. Lineage: Eukaryota; Metazoa; Rotifera; Eurotatoria; Philodinida; Philodinidae.